Molecule: messenger RNA, 1018 nt
Organism: Sitodiplosis mosellana (orange wheat blossom midge)
Lineage: Eukaryota; Metazoa; Arthropoda; Insecta; Diptera; Cecidomyiidae
Gene: Cpr49Ab
Product: endocuticle structural glycoprotein SgAbd-1
Exons: 5
Coding region: 105-785 (226 amino acids)
Cellular component (GO): chitin-based extracellular matrix
Molecular function (GO): structural constituent of chitin-based larval cuticle
Source: RefSeq, a predicted model, not a curated record
GAUUUGCUCACACACUGCACAAUAUAAAGUGCGAAUGUUUCUCGAGCCGAUUGCAAUCGUCGGUAAAAAGUGUAGCCAGUCGAACGUUUACGUGAAGUUUAACCAUGGUUUUGCAGGCGGUGAAAAUACUUUUGAUUGGAUUUUUUGGAUUGGCAUUGGUUCGUGCACAGGAUGACGGUCGAUAUCGUCCAUCAGGCGACGAUGGAAGAUAUCGCGGGGACAAUGAUGGUCGAUAUACUGGCACCAAUGGCGAAUACCUUCAUCAAGGCGGUGGCGGCUCAGGAGGAGGAAAUUUAAUUGUAAGCAUUGGGAAUCGACCGGCACCGAAAGCCACUACAACAAAGUCUCCACCGCCGCCACCACCACCAACUCCACCCGUGUAUGUCAUUGAUCCUCAAGGAAGUGGCGUUGUUGUCAAUCAGGUGCAAGAACCCGCAACUUUAGGAGCAGCCGCAGCCGAUAUUCAAAUUCUGCGUCAAGAGCACGAAGAAACUGAAAAUGGAUAUCGUUAUGUAUAUGAGACCCAAAAUGGAAUACUUGCCGAAGAAACAGCACAAAUUGAAAAAACUGAAGAAGGCAAAGAUGCUUAUCGCAAAGUUGGCUACUAUCAGUAUCUCGGCGAUGAUGAUAUUUUGUAUCGAGUUGAUUAUGUGGCUGAUUCCAAUGGAUUCCAACCGACGGGAGAUCAUUUACCUACGCCACCGCCAAUUCCGCCAGAAAUCCAAGAACUACUGAAUAAUUUAGCAACCAAACAACCAGACGCCGCACAAAGAAGAGGAUUCUGAUUUUUGAAGAUAUUUGAACAUGAUUCGUGCAGUCGGCAUGUGGCCAAGCAGAUAUUGUUCUUUAUUGAUGCUAUACAAAUACAAAUGAUCGAAACAUUGUUGGAUGACCAAUGGUGCAAUGACUCCAAUGGUUCAUUUUACUUUGUUCCUCUUCUUUUCGUUCCUUUCGUGUAUUCAUGAUUCAAUAAAAGUGUUCAAAGCAACCGCAAAUCAAUAAACCAGGAUAAAUUUUC